Ectocarpus sp. CCAP 1310/34 is the source of this 1900-nucleotide messenger RNA. The record is from the annotation of a GenBank genome assembly. NCBI's taxonomy places the organism in Eukaryota, Phaeophyceae, Ectocarpales, Ectocarpaceae.
UACCGCACUGGCGGACAGGAAGAGAUAGAGGACGGAGUUUGGUUGUGGGGCGCUAGUCGCUUCUAUCGGAUGGCAGCAAGCAGCAGCAGCAGCAGUACAAGCAGCAGGAGCGAUGAAGUGUGGCAUCGGCGGCUGUGGGGCAGCGUCAUUGGUUCCAGUCGCGGACGCUCGAGCAACGCUCUGAGCUUUCUCGAGCGAUCCGAUAGAUCGACAGAUAGCCCCACCGUGGCAGCAGCGACAACAAACCCUUGGCCGGUCGGAUUCGUGCCGCCUCAGGGCACAAAAUCCACCCGUACAACGGGAUGGUCGCAGUUGCACACCCCUUACUUGCCCCGUACCUCGGCUUUGGCGUUCUUGGAGAGAGUUCCAGGAAGGGCUAGGGGUAGCAACAUCGUUGGUGGAGCAGGGGCGGAAGAUGGGCUGGGCACCCUAAGCGGUGGGAUAGUGGCCGCUGGUGCUGAUCGAGGGGGGUUCUUGCCAAGGCCAUACGACACCGGAAGCGAGUGUUCUGACGCAGAGGAGGACAGCGACAUCUGCCCCUCCAUGCUCUACAGCUGCUUCCCGUGCUUCAAUUGGUCCAGGCGUGGCAAGCGACGGCCGGCAGACUUGCUCGACGGCGGCUUGGCCAACGGCGUAAAGAGGGAGUCUCGGGCGCAACUAAGCCUUAGCACUCCGCUGCUUACCGAGCAGCCCCCGUCGCCAACGAAUUUCCCCACGGACGUUAGGUUGAUCGAGGUGGAGGUGGAAUCGGCCAGAAAUUUACCCUUGGGCGAACGAGUAAACAUGGCCGACUUGGCUGGAACGUACGCGAUCCUCCGGAUAACGCCCGUGCAAGAAGGGGUCGGGGAGCAGGUCAAUCAGACCUCGUUAGCCACCAGACCCGUCAACCCAAGCUGGGGAGGGCGUGAGACGUUCACGUUCUUCGUGACGGACGUGGCCGGCUCCAAGGCCUUCUUGUCGCUACAGCUUCUGUACCGACCGCUCCGACCGCCCCCGACCCCGCAACCGCUGCCGCCGCCUCUGCCAUUGCGCCGGGGUGCUUCGGAGGCAAGCCUUGCAUCUGUUUCCUCUGGGAGUCGCCAUGGGGACGUGGCGAUCGCGGAGGGCUUCGUGGACUUGCUUGGGCUUUUCUCUCUUGUUGACGGCACUUACACGCCCGGAGCGAUGAAGGGAAACACUAGACGAGUGGCAGUACCCAUGAGGGAGCCCAAGGGGAAAAGACGUACCAGGUGCUCGGUGAUGCUGGGUCUGAGAUGUCGCCGAGUGAACGAGACCAUCGACACGCGAGAGGAUAGAUUGUACGAGUAUGAGCGGUGGACGCGUGUGGCCGGGUGGAGCACAGCAGGCAAAAAGAGGGCCGGAAAAUGGAGCACGCUGGACGGAAGCGUUUUGAGCGACAAUUUUGCGGACGUGGCACCAGGUGUGGGAGAAGAUACGGAGGUGGUCCUCCCGUGGUGCCCGUUCGGAGGAUGGGAGUACUCUAGAGGUGAGGAGACGCCCGCAUCUGCUGGGAACACCGGCACGAGCGAGGCGGGCGGUGGACAACGAGACGAAGUUGCCCCAAGCUUGGGUGCCGAAGAGUGGGAAAAUUUUGCCGUCGCCCAGAAGGGCGCGGUGUGGAUGGAGGGCUAUGUCCAGGGAGACCAAGCCGUGAGACGCAGGCUGUGGAGACGGGUAACAGCGGCAUAGGCUUGUCGAGGGCGGACCAGGGUUGUGAUAGUCGUAGGGAACGUCCAGUGGGUGGUUGGUAUAUUUCGUGUCCGGGUUUGACAAGACGCGGGCACGACCCUCCCAUGGAUUUUGGAGCACGUCUUGUGCUACCUAUCGUAUUGUGUCCGUGUGAAGGCGGGACUUUGCUCAUCGCCACCAUGUCGUGGUUCUGGUGUGAUUUCGCCAGCAC